Camelus dromedarius (Arabian camel) is the source of this 2408-nucleotide messenger RNA. RefSeq names its product solute carrier family 2, facilitated glucose transporter member 5. Gene Ontology annotation, biological process: fructose transmembrane transport. NCBI's taxonomy places the organism in Eukaryota, Metazoa, Chordata, Mammalia, Artiodactyla, Camelidae. The coding region runs from base 328 to 1845 and encodes 505 amino acids. Gene Ontology annotation, molecular function: fructose transmembrane transporter activity. Gene Ontology annotation, cellular component: plasma membrane. The record is from RefSeq and is a predicted model, not a curated record. The transcript has 12 exons.
AAGAGAAAAUCUCACACUGCCUCUCCCUGGGCAGCCCCUAUUUAACAAGUGUUUGGGGAAUUUCUCACGACCAUUAGGUCAGGGAUGGGAGCAGGCCCUCCUCCCCUCUAAGACUCUCGGUAGCCUUUCUUCUCCCCGGCACACAGCCAGUCCCUGGAUUUGCCUGGGCCUCCUGCACCUGGGAGAGCCUCUCAAAAACCAGUAGCCAGCGUUUGUCUCUUCCCUGUCUCUGCCCCACCAUCUUGGGAGGAAAAGCAGACGGCAGAGUCCAGAGCCAGCGGAGGGCAGGAGCUGAGUGCCGUCUGAAGUCAGCCAAGCAGCACCCAGAUGAGUGACGAUGGAAGCACGGGGGGCGCCGUGUCGAGCCUGGGGAGGCUGACACCCGUGCUUGCCUUGGCGACGCUGAUCGCUGCCUUUGGGUCGUCCUUCCAGUAUGGGUACAACGUGGCCGCUAUUAACUCUCCUGCCGAGCUCAUGAAAGCGUUUUAUAACGAGACCUACUAUGACAGGAUUGGUGAAUACAUGAGCGAGUUUUCCUUGACCUUGCUGUGGUCUGUGUCCGUGUCCAUGUUCCCCUUCGGAGGCUUCCUGGGCUCCCUCAUGGUCGGCCCCUUGGUGAAUAAAUUAGGCAGAAAAGGAACCUUGCUGUUCAAUAACAUCUUCUCCAUCGUGCCCGCGGUCUUAAUGGGGUGCAGCAAAGUCGCCGAGUCGUUUGAGAUGAUCGUUGUCGCCAGACUCUUGGUGGGAACAUGUGCAGGCCUGUCUUCCAAUGUCGUCCCUAUGUACUUAGGGGAGCUGGCCCCCAAGAACCUGAGGGGGGCCCUGGGGGUGGUGCCCCAGCUCUUCAUCACCAUCGGCAUCUUGGUGGCCCAGAUCUUUGGUCUCCGGAGUAUCCUCGCAAACAAACAAGGCUGGCCCGUCCUCCUCGGGGUGACCGGGAUCCCGGCGGCGCUGCAGCUCCUCCUCCUGCCCUUCUUCCCCGAGAGCCCCAGGUACCUGCUGAUUCAGAGGAAAGAUGAAGAGACGGCCAAAAACGCGCUGAGGAGGCUGCGCGGCUGGGACGACGUGGACACUGAGAUAGAGGAGAUCCAAGAGGAGGACAAGGCCGAGAAGGCGGCGGGCUUCGUCUCCGUGCGGAAGCUGUUCAGCAUGAGGUCCCUGCGGUGGCAGGUCGUCUCCAUCAUCGUCCUCAUGGGCGGCCAGCAGCUGUCGGGAGUGAACGCGAUCUACUACUACGCAGACCAGAUCUACCUGAGUGCGGGGGUGAAGGAGCAGGAUGUCCAGUAUGUGACGGCCGGCACAGGCGCUGUCAACGUGUUGAUGACCGUCUGCGCCGUGUUCGUGGUGGAGCUCCUGGGGAGGAGAUUCCUGCUCCUCCUGGGCUUCUCCAUCUGCUUCGCCGCCUGCUGCGUGCUGACGGCUGCCCUGGCUCUGCAGGAUGCGGCAUCCUGGGUGCCUUACAUCAGCAUCACCUGCGUCAUCUCCUACGUCGUAGGACACGCCCUGGGGCCCAGUCCCAUCCCCGCCUUGCUCAUCACCGAGAUCUUCCUGCAGUCCUCCCGGCCGGCUGCCUUCAUGGUGGGGGGCAGCGUCCACUGGCUCUCCAACUUCACCGUAGGCUUGAUCUUCCCGUUCAUUCAAGUGGGCCUCGGAGCUUACAGCUUCAUCAUUUUUGCCGUGAUCUGUCUUCUCACCACCAUCUACAUCUUCCUGGUUGUCCCUGAGACCAAGUCCAAGACCUUUAUAGAGAUCAAUCGGAUCUUCACCAAGAUGAAUAAAGUGUCAGAGGUGCACCCAGAAAAGAUGGAACUCAAGGACUUUCCGCCCUCUGCUUCGAGGCAGUAACUCAAGAGAAGGAGCCUGUUAACCAGGGCUGCGUGGAGAUUGCCUCCUGGGCUGUGAAUCCAGAAUGGGGACAAGGCAGUGUGGAGUGCAGGCCCUGCUAGGACUGUCCGAAAGGCUUCUGUGCAGUUCUGAAAGCCAGGCCGUCUUUUUCCAAGUUGACCCACCACCGACCCCAAGGCACGGCGGGCAGUUGUUCCUUGAUCAUGCUGGGUCAACCAUUGUGUGGUUCCUGGUAACACCAGCUUUUAUAACAAAAAUCAUCACCAUGGUUUCGAGAUGGAAGGACUCAUAUGUGGCCAAAGAAACUAACUCUUCUCCAACUCCAUGGUCUUCCAGGGACCAUGGACAUGUUCUCAGAGUGGAAUCCAUUUUCUGGUCAGAUCCAUUCCAGAAACACUAGUCUCAGAAAGUGUAAUGUCAUAAGUAAUGAUGUCUAGGAAGCUGGGAAACAGGUCCCUAUGGAGACUUUAACCAAGUCAGAGAUGACUGAUCCUAAAUUAUAUUGUUACAGAACAAUAGAAUUGCCUAUAUGUACUCAAUACAAUAAAUCUGAUCACUCUUUA